Rhinolophus ferrumequinum (greater horseshoe bat) is the source of this 3255-nucleotide messenger RNA. It is a transcript of the gene NEURL2, whose product is annotated as neuralized E3 ubiquitin protein ligase 2. The transcript is spliced from 2 exons. The coding region runs from base 218 to 1006 and encodes 262 amino acids. NCBI's taxonomy places the organism in Eukaryota, Metazoa, Chordata, Mammalia, Chiroptera, Rhinolophidae. Gene Ontology annotation, biological process: intracellular signal transduction. Gene Ontology annotation, molecular function: ubiquitin protein ligase activity. The record is from RefSeq and is a predicted model, not a curated record.
UCAGAUGACCCAGGUGUGGAUGGCAAGGAUACCCCCAGCCCCCGAGGCGGUCCCGUUCUAGGCAGGAUGGCGAAGCAAGCGGCGCUAGGACCCCCGGGCAGAGCCUCGGGGAAGGGAGUCCAGGGGGAAAUACCUUACAUGGUGCCCCCGCGGUCACCUUCUGAGCCUGCAGCUCAAAAUAGUCCCCGGAGUUGCGGGCCUGACUCGGGGAGGGGAAAUGGCUGCUGUCUUCGACCCUGUGGAACUGGGUGCGCCCUGGGGACCCGCGCGCCCCGAGCCCCCUCCCACCCGCUUCCACCGGGUGCACGGUGCCAACAUCCGCGUGGACCCUUCCGGGACACGGGCCACACGCGUGGAGAGCUUCGCCCACGGCGUGUGCUUCAGUCGCGAGCCGCUGGCUCCAGGCCAGGUAUUCCUGGUUGAGAUCGAAGAGAAAGAGUUAGGCUGGUGCGGCCACCUACGCCUCGGCCUGACUGCGUUAGACCCCGCCAGUCUGGCCGCCGUGCCCGAGUUUUCGCUGCCCGACCUGGUCAGCCUCGGCCACACCUGGGUCUUCGCUAUCACGCGCCAUCACAACCGCGUGCCCCGCGAGGGCCGCCCAGAGGCGGAGGCAGUGGCCCCCAGCCGACCCCCAGCCCUCCUGGUGGAACCGUAUCUGUGCAUUGAGCAGUUUCGCAUUCCCCGCGACCGCCUGGUGGGCCGCAGUCGGCCGGGGCUCUACAGUCACCUGUUGGACCAGCUCUAUGAGCUGAAUGUGCUGCCUCCGACCGCGCGCCGUAGCCGCCUGGGCGUUCUCUUUUGCCCACGCCCGGACGGUACGGCCGACAUGCACAUUGUCAUCAACGGCGAGGACAUGGGCCCCAGCGCCCGGGGGCUGCCAGCCGCCCAGCCCCUCUACGCAGUGGUGGACGUGUUUGCCUCCACCAAGAGCGUGCGCCUGGUCCAGCUUGAGUAUGGCUCCUUCUUUCCACAGUGCCGUCCCUGCAGACUCUGUGUCGCCUCGUGAUCCAGAGAAGUGUGGUGCACCGGUUGGCCAUUGAUGGGCUCCACCUGCCCAAAGGACUCAAGGAUUUCUGCAAGUAUGAGUGAAGGCCUGCAGCCACCCUGGAGCAGGGCCCAGGAGCAUGUCCUGGCCCCGGAGCUGUGGCUGGUCUGAAGCUGGCCAUGUGCUGACAGCCAGGACCAGAAAUAAAGACAGCUGGUGCUAAUCAUUGGAGGGUGUCCUUGCCCCUGAAGCCAGUGAGGAGCACUUUUAGAAUCACUGUGGGUCAGCAGGUCAGAGCAAGAGAGAACAGUUUAGACAUCACCUAGACCAGUGGCUCUUAGCCUGGCUUCUCGUCAGUUAUCUGGGAUACGUAAGAGUGCUGAUGCUCCAGACUCCAUCUCCAGAGACUCUCACGAGAUUUGUCAGAGGAUUAGGCCUAGACAUUGUUCUUUUUGUAAAAGCUCCCUGGAGAUUCUAAUGUACAGCCAGGGUGGAGAAGCAUUUCCCUGGAACAGAGGUCUCACCUUUGGCACAUAUUAUAAUCAUUUGAGGAACUUUGAAAAAUACUGAUAACUGGGUCUGACCCCGGGAUUCUGAUUUAAUUGGUCUGAGACGAGGCUGGGCAUCAGGAUUUCUAAAAGCUCCCAGGAGAAUCUAAUGUGCAGCCCGGUGUGAGAACCAGCGCCCUAGACCAACUAUUUCAUUUUGCAGUUGGGAAACCGAAGCACAGAGAUGGGAAUGUAUUUGUCCAGGUCCACAGCAAAUGAAUGGAUGCAGAGUAUUCCUUCUCUCCUAGUACAGGGCACAAAGCCCUGGACUCCAUUAUUUGUAUCUCUGGUCAUUUGCUUCCAUACAAACGAUCUCACUUAAUCCUCACAACUUCUGCUGGGGCAGCGGGCAGUCAUUAUCCCCACAUUACAGAUGAGGGUAUCAAGGAACAAAACUGUCCAGGUGACAUGGCCAAGGUAAAGGCAAGAACCUGGAAUGCCCUGGUCCAGCACUCUUUUAACCCCAUCCCAUUGUCAUAUAGAGAAGUUCUAGAAUGAACAGGUCAGUGCUGUGAGGUGGGUCCCAGGUGUAAAGGGGAGGGACUAUGAGGUGACAUUCUAGAAGGGUGACUAGGGUACGACAGGAGGCAGAUGACUGUUCCCUUACAAACAGGGGCUUUGGGGCAGCCAUGUCUUAUUUCAUGUCUCCACAAACUCAUCCAGGUCUUCUGCCUUCCAGCCAAGGUGAGAGAGGGGCUCCUGGAACUAGAGUGGGUUCCACAACUUCCCCUGAGUAUUUGCUUCUUGACUCUGGGGAGGUAGAGAUUCUGCUGGGCUUUCGGGACUGGCCCUGGAGUCAUUUCUCUUCAAAGAAAACCCAUUCCCCAAAUGCUUGCCAAUAACUACCCACUUGCUCACUUAUUCAUUCAACAAACACUUCUCCAUCACUUACUCAGUGUUGGGGAUCAGGGGUGUGGAUAUGAGUAAAACCUUGUUCCCAACCACUAGACAUUCCUCUUGGGCUGCUCUUAAUUGAUCCUGUUCCCAGUGCCCUGCUGCUAUGCCCUGCCCCUCAGGGCCUCCUCCUCAGAGACCAAGAAUAACAUUCCGUCUCAUUCCUGUCUCUGCAGGUGGGGCUGCUUCUCCAGGCUCGUCUCUUGGCCUCUAUAGCCCUGGAGAGCCAGUGGUGGUGGCCUCUGGUGGACUAGGCCCACUGAGCCAGAAGGGUGAGCAGGUGGCACCUGUUGCCCAGGCCUGGGGCCCAGCGCUGGCAGUGCCGGAAGCCAGGGGCUGCCCUGGGGGGGCUAGCUGGGAGACACUGCGGCAGAAGGAGUACGGCCGAUACUGCCACAAAUUCCCUCCCACGAGGCAGCCGGAGAGCUUGGGCUGGGAAGAUGGCUGCUCCAGAAGCAGAGCUGCCCACCUGGGUGGCCCCCACAGGCCUGCACCCCUGCUGCUAUGUGGGCUGUCAGCUGGGGUUCUGUCAGUGCCCUCUGAGGCCCGGGGGAAGGAGGCCAGCCCCCAGCCUGACACCUGCAUCCUGACUCUGGCCAUGAUGAUUGCUGGCAUCCCCACCGUGCCUGUCCCAGGCCUGCGGGAAGAGGACCUGAUCCGGGCAGCUCAAGCUUUCAUGAUGGCCCAUCCGGAGCCAGAGGGGGCUAUGGAGGGGGCACAGUGGGAGCAGGCGCAUGCCCACACAGCCUCUGGGCAGAUGCCCCUAGUGAGAUCCAGGAGGGGCCAGCCUCCCGGCUCCUGCUUGUAGCUGGAUGAAAUAGCACCAGA